AUGAGGGGACCGCCCAUCAAACCGACCAGACCGUUGAUUGUUGGCUUCCAGCUUUUGCAGUACCUCCUCUCCGAGUUGGUUUCCAGCGAUGCUGGCGGUCAGGGUGCCGCAUCAGCGUCAGCAGUAGAUAGAUCUACGCUGUGGUGUUGGUCUAACGUUUAUUUGGGAUGGAAGGUUGCACAGGCACGCAGCCGCGCGCUUCCUCAGGACAAGCAGGCGGCUUACUGGGAGCAGCGUCAUGAACACUUUGCAAACCUCGUGUGGGACAACAUAAAAGAGCUGAAGGGCUGGUGGGUAAAAGUUGGACAGUUCCUCAGCACAAGGAGCGACCUGCUGCCUCAGCAGUACAUUCACCACCUCAUCAAGCUACAAGAUAUGAUGCCGACGACGCCAUUUGAAGUUAUCGAGAAGACCCUACGCACAGAGCUGGGUGAUUUGAAUUUAAUUUUCUCGAAAAUCGAUGAGCAACCGCUUGCUUCUGCUAGUAUUGGGCAAGUUCACCGAGCUUGGCUACUUGAUGGAACUGCAGUAGUGGUGAAGGUCCAGCACGCCGAUGUUGAAUCACUUCUAAUGCAUGACAUGGCGAACCUUAAACAGUUGUCAUGGGCCUUCGGUAUGCUCGAGCAAGGAAUGAACUUGACACCUAUUCUCGAAGAGUGGCAGAAGGCUGCCAGCAAAGAACUUGACUUCAGGUUUGAAUACGCUCAUCAGCAAAGGGCAUUCGAGUCGGCCGAGCGCUCCGGCAUAGGGGUAAUCAUCCCCAAGUGCUAUUCGAACUUGGUGACAAAGUCGGUCAUGGUAAUGGAAUACAUUGAAGGCUUCAAGGUGACCGACACAGCGAAACUUGAUCUGUACGGCGUUGACCGACGAGAGCUAAUGUACAAGCUGUGUGACAGCUUCGCCUACCAAAUUCACAUCGACGGGCUAUUUAACGGAGAUCCCCACCCGGGAAACAUAUUGGUGUCUAUUAAUCCUGUGACGAAAGAGGCAAAGCCAGUUAUUCUGGACUGGGGGCUUGUAAAAGAAUUUGACUCAAAGGGGCAGACUGCCUUUUCUAAACUAGUUUAUUCUGUCGCGUCAAUGGAUGUGAUGGGCUUGAUGGAGGCUUUCGAGCACAUGGGUUUCCAGUUUAAAGAAAAAAAAGGUGCUGUGGUAGAUCCGGAGAUUUACAUGGAAGCGCUGAGGGUGGCAUUUAGGCAAGGGGAAGUUGAAAAGAAGGAGACUGAGGAGCUGCACAAGGCAGCGGGCGAAACAGUGCAGGCAGCCGUUAAGGCGGGCAUCAAUCGGAAAAAGAUUCAGGAAGCAAAUCCGCUUGAAGACUGGCCAAAGGACAUCAUUUUUUUUGUGCGCGUCGCGUCCCUCCUCCAUGGUCUUUGUGUUCAGCUGAAAGUGCACAUUCCAUUCCUAGAGAUAAUGGUCCGUCGAGCACAGGAGUGCCUCUUUAAUCGGUACCAACCGCCGAGUCCUCUCAUAUACAAUUAUUUUCUGGGAGGCAGGGGAGCUGCCAAGUGUUCGUUGCAGCAGCGGCUGAAUCGGCUACUGCGACGCCUUGUGGAGCAGAAGCUGGUUCUUGGAUGUCAAGUUGCAGUUUGUUUUCAAGGAGAGAUGAUUAUUGAUGCAGCCAUUGGCCAGAUGGGACCUGUGGAUACGCGUCCGGUCACUCGUGACUCGUUAUUUUGCGGCUACUGCACUACCAAAGGGAUUUUGAGCACUGCCUUGCUACAGCUCGUGAGUAGUGGCGAGUUGGAGCUUGAUGAUGCCGUUUCAAGUUGGUGGGAUGGGUUCAUUCGGUAUGGCAAGCGAGGCAUUACGGUGCAGCAGCUUCUGACGCAUCAAGCGGGCCUUCACCGAGCUUUGCCUGCUGAUCUUACACUAUCUCGGCUUGCAGAUUACAGCGAAAUGGUACGCAUAGUAGAGGACGCUUCACCAGUUUGCACCCCUGGUUCCUGUGGAAGAUACGCUUACCUCACAUACGGGUGGGCUGUCAGCGAGUUGGUGAGAUGCGUAUCGGGAGUUUCUAUAGAUGUUUUCAUACGAGAACGGCUCCUGGAACCUCUUGGCCUCGAAGAUGAGAUCUUCAUGAGGCUGCCUCAGGAGGUAGAACAAACUUCCUCUGCUGACCAGCCAUCACAACUUUCUGCAUGUGUGUUGCUGGAAAGCAAGAAAGCGACGUCAUCUGCGUUGCUGGAAAACAAAGCGACACCAUUGUUAAAUUCGAGCACGCCUUGUAGCCCAAGUUUGCGCCAGGCAGCCAGUGACAACUCGAGGACUGUGCCCAGCACUCAGUGUGCAUUGAAUGUGACUUCUAGUUUGGAGUUGCAUCCGUCUUCUCAUUCCGGUGAAGAGAAACCUCCCUUGGCGGAAAGGAUGGCUACAGUGUACUCAAGUAGCGGUUCAGCAGGAACGAACUCCGGGCUACCAAGAACUUUUCAGUCUGCGAAUUCCCCGUUGGCGUAUCCAAGCAGCUUGAGUGGAGGACCCCAGCAGUUCUCUCCCACUGAACUGAGCCCUUCAUUCUUGCUUCCUGGUUCGCAGACUCCGCGCAUAGACACUCCUGAAGCUGGCAGUAGCAAUAGGGAAGUCCAAGACCACGAGGAUUCACGUAGCCGUCAUAACAGCAACAAUUCACUCCGGAGUUUACGGAGCCCGUUGUCAGACUCAGACAGGGCACGUCAAAGGACGGAAAACAACAGUGACUUCUCAGUUUUCAGCCGUCCACUGGAAAGUAGAGUGAUAGGUGAGACGGACUCUUCUCGUCGAAUGCUUCAGGUAGAUGAUGCAGCUUCUGACAGGAGUAAGUGCAGCAGCACUACAUUCACGCACGGCACUCAAAACUCCGAGAAGGUUCAUCAGCUCUCUGCGUUCCCAAAGGAGGUUGAGAUUGUGACAGCAGACACUCCAUUCUUUUGGAGGCUGACAUCCGCUCGCAGGAAGAUUUCUUUCAGUCCCAUGACGCAAGAAGAAGUGCUGCAGCGACUAAAGCAAACAAAGGGAAGGCUGGAAUCUACGAAGGGAGACGGUGUGCUCAGUUCGAAAGACAGUAACACAAGGCGUUCCAUUGCGUCAGCCAUGAGGCAACGACGCUGCCGUCUUCGUAACAUGAAGGGCAACUCAGGGCCUCUUGAGCAAAUCCGCGAAGUGAAAAUUUGUAGUACACGCAGCGCGGAAAGUUUGCCAGAUGUGUUUUCACGUGCAAGAGCGGCCAGGCACGCGGAGGAAGAGCGUCAGAAAUCCGAGGAAGAAGGUGCUCUGUCGCACAGCGAUGCUCUUACGGAGGGUUUACGGACUCCAGAGUCUGAUUCGGACAGUGCGUGCAUUACACCCGCUGCGCCUGGCUCGGCUCCACGGGUCUCGGUAUUGGAGCUGAUAAAGACGAAGCCACACGUCAUGGACCCCCUUAUUUACGAUAGUCUUCGCAUAGUGAACCAGUUGAUCCCUCCAACCAAUUGUCGCUGCACCGCCAGAGCGCUUGCAAAGCUUUACGCGGCAUUAGGUGAAGGAAGAAUAAUAAGCAAACCUCUUCUUGACGCUGCUCGUGUUGCGCACACUGUGGACCCCACUCUAGAAGCACUUCUGCUAACUGGGGGAGGCAGCAGAACAUGGGGCUUGGGAUACCAGCUCUAUGAGUGUCUAUAUCUGUCUCCGCCUGGCUGGGGUGGGAUGCGGCUAGGUCACGGCAGUCAAGCGGGAGCUACUUUACUGCACAGCCGCAAGCCGAGUACAGCUGAAUAUGUGUCUAGGCGAAGCAGGCGAUCACGAGACAGCAAUAUUUUUGCUAGUUUCGGGUCCAACGCUGGGCCUGUUUUUCAGAAUGAUGUGGAAGCCCUUCUUCGCGACAGGGGCCUCUCUUCGUCGCAUCCAUGGGGAGCAACAUUGGGCCUGAAGCCGCGUGGAGUGGUGGGCUUCGGUCACGGCGAUGUUGGGGGCUCUGUAGCCCUUUGUUUCCCCGAAAUGAACUUGUCAAUCAGCAUCCUUCUUAACGAUGUUCUGACCGGACCGGAGGCCUCGCAACUCAUCUUGGAUUUCCUGCUUAUGUGCUUUGGCUUACAGCCAAAGUGGCAGACACAAGUUAGCAUUGACGAACUGCUGGAGAAUUUAACACCGCCGCUUUCUCAGUCCUAA
Eimeria tenella is the source of this 4122-nucleotide messenger RNA. RefSeq lists its product as uncharacterized. The transcript has 14 exons. NCBI's taxonomy places the organism in Eukaryota, Apicomplexa, Conoidasida, Eucoccidiorida, Eimeriidae. The record is from RefSeq and is a predicted model, not a curated record. Bases 1 to 4122 code for a protein of 1373 amino acids.